This is a messenger RNA of Amoebophrya sp. A25, 752 nucleotides long. The record is from the annotation of a GenBank genome assembly. Lineage: Eukaryota; Dinophyceae; Syndiniales; Amoebophryaceae.
CUUUGGCAGCCUCGCACUGGAAAGGAUUUCGGCAAGCUCUUAAUCGGCGGCCAAUGGCUGAGCUGGCAGCUGGGCGAAGGAAAUCGCCCUGCUCUUACUUGUUUCGUCUCGUCGGCUUUUUCCUUCUAUGACAGACGUGGUAGAGAUUUUUUUUCAAAAGCUUAACUCUUUUCAAUUUCUAGAGGUAACUGGACCAGUUUGAAGAGCCUCCCAACUUCUAUCAAAAUGAAGGGAAGGCCCUGCAGAAUGUCGCGAAAAUGCUAGCAAACCCAAAAAAUUAAAAACAGGCAAAAACCAGGAAGCAGCAGACACGGGAGGAAGUCUACGCGUGCUAAAAGCUUAAACACCGGGCGAGGGCUCUGCGUUUUCUGUAACCCAAGCAAAUGCUCAGUGGGAGAAAGAGUAUCUUUGUGAGAAUUUCAGGAGAUUCAAGAACGAUCCCGAAAAGCUAUGAAGAAAACGAAAAAAAAAACACGCAGUGCCGCUUCCGUAGAUUUGUCGCCACUGAAAGAGCCUCGACCGCGCUGGCUGUUAGCUACCGCAGGCCUUUGCGCUGGUGGGAUGCGCAGCCGCUUUUUUCUUCACCACUUGCGCUGACACUAAUCCAGGGGCAUCACAUGGGGGCCCGCUGCGGUGGCUGCGGGUCCGCAGGGUGGGGCGCGCUCAACCGCCACGGCAAUCCGCGCAAGCGCCCAGCGCUGCUGCGGUGCACCCUUGGAAGACCACGAACACCAUGACGGCGGCACGCAUGC